AUGGGCAUUGAGGAGGGACGGGAUGAGCCCUGUUCUAUUGCAGGGCGCAGGAGGGGGGGGCAGCCGGCGACGUCAGGCUGCCCCCCCUCCCCCCGCUUGGCGCCGCUCUCCGCGGCGUGGGCCAGCGGGCCCAGCGGCGAGCUGACCGAGCUCAAGUUGCUGUGCCAGGGCCACGUGCGCGAGAGGAAGCUGGAGCGCGUGCUGGGCGGCCUGGACCUCUGCUCCGUGCUGCUCGGGCGGAAGGCACUGGGCCCGGCGCACCCAGGGCUGCUGCUACGGCGGUGCCUGCACGACGCCGGGGCCCCGCCGGAGGGGCGAGACCUGCGCGCCACAUUUGACAGCAUGUCUGAUAAUGUGGGGUACGACUGGAGAAGACCGGCCCCGCGCCUGAAAGUGUGUCACGCCACGAUCGAUGCCGUCACGGGGAACUAUCCCCACAACCUCACGGAGUGGGUGAGGGAGUCGCUGAGAGACUGGAAGGGCACCGAGAGGGAGGCCGCGGCGGUGUCCCGCCUGGCGAGGGCACUCCGGGCCUGCCAGCCGAGCCUGGUGGCCCACCGCCUCCUGGAGGAUCAGCAGGCCCCAGGGGCCUCCAGAACGAGCAGUAGAGGUGGCCGCAGCAGCAGUGCUGUGUCCCAGACGUCCUGGGACUCGGAAGGGCCCGCCUUGGGGGCUCCUGGUGACUCAGCUGCUCCCCUCCAGGGACCCGAGGGCAUCUGCACAGCCCGAACUUGGGUUCUCCCACCAGGGUUGACCGAGCAUCUUCCCUUUGCCUGUGCUGUGAAGACCUAG
Messenger RNA from Zalophus californianus (California sea lion), 792 nucleotides. RefSeq names its product FAS-associated death domain protein-like. The record is from RefSeq and is a predicted model, not a curated record. Gene Ontology annotation, biological process: signal transduction. Lineage: Eukaryota; Metazoa; Chordata; Mammalia; Carnivora; Otariidae. Gene Ontology annotation, molecular function: protein binding.